CCCAGCUCUGUGACGCGACUUCUCCCGGGGGAGGGAAGGGGCAGCGCAGCACCUGGUCCGCCCUCUAUUGCUGCCGCCGUGGGAAUGGAAACAUCUGCCCCCCGUGCCGGAAGCCAACUGGUGGCGACAACCACGGCGCGCCACACCACGCCCCACCGCGCCGAUCCCCUGCGCGAAGCCUCGCGAGACAAGCUCGCUGAAAUGGCCGCGUCCAGUCAAGGACACUUUGAGGGAAAUUUUGAUUCGCUAGAUCUUGCAGAAUUUGCUAAAAAACAACCAUGGUGGCGCAAGUUGUUUGGACAGGAAUCUGGGCCCUCCUCUGAAAAAUACAGCGUGGCAACCCAGCUGUUAAUUGGAGGGGUCACUGGCUGGUGUACAGGAUUCAUAUUCCAGAAGGUUGGAAAAUUGGCUGCAACAGCUGUAGGAGGUGGAUUUUUUCUCCUUCAGCUUGCAAACCACACUGGGUACAUCAAAGUUGACUGGCAACGAGUAGAGAAGGACAUGAAGAAAGCCAAAGAGCAACUGAAGAUCCGUAAGAGCAACCAAAUACCAACUGAAGUCAAGAGCAAAGCUGAGGAGGUGGUGUCAUUUGUAAAGAAGAAUGUUCUAGUGACUGGGGGGUUCCUCGGAGGCUUUCUGCUCGGCAUGGCAUCUUAAGGAGGGUGACUUUAUUUCCAUGUGUUCUGGUUUUCUCCAGCCAGCAGCCUCAACACUCCAUCAUAGUAUACCAAAUCCCUCCUCUUCCUCGCUGCUGUGGAAACUCUAAAAGGCUUCCAUUGGCAUCUGUGGGUAGAAACUGAUACAGAUGAGAUGGUAGAUGUUAGCUGUCCUCUAAGUACACUCCCUAGGUAGCCACUCUUUAGGUCAGCAAGAGUGUUGCAGGGUGGGGAAGACAUUAGCACAUAGGAACCUUAUAUGCUGCAUGGAAAGGAAUUGAAUACAUUUGUCUUUGAGCAUGAAAGA
Messenger RNA from Ochotona princeps (American pika), 963 nucleotides. It is a transcript of the gene FUNDC2, whose product is annotated as FUN14 domain containing 2. Gene Ontology annotation, biological process: autophagy of mitochondrion. The transcript is spliced from 5 exons. Gene Ontology annotation, cellular component: mitochondrial outer membrane. The record is from RefSeq and is a predicted model, not a curated record. NCBI's taxonomy places the organism in Eukaryota, Metazoa, Chordata, Mammalia, Lagomorpha, Ochotonidae. Bases 85 to 657 code for a protein of 190 amino acids.